Centropristis striata (black sea bass) is the source of this 1053-nucleotide messenger RNA. Its product is annotated as fucolectin-like. NCBI's taxonomy places the organism in Eukaryota, Metazoa, Chordata, Actinopteri, Perciformes, Serranidae. The transcript has 5 exons. The record is from RefSeq and is a predicted model, not a curated record. The coding region runs from base 96 to 629 and encodes 177 amino acids.
AGGUUCAGUCAAAAGGCUUAUAAAGAGCACAGGAACAGUCUAGCUUUUAGGGGUUUGGAAACUUUUUGUCUCAUCAGAUUGACGGCGUCUCCAGAAUGAUGAAACUCAGUGUUUUCCUUCUGCUGCUCCUCCUGGAGACAUGUGCAGCUUCCACCUAUGAAAAUGUCGCCCUGCGUGGAACAGCGACCCAAUCAGAUCGUUACGAUAGUCCAUUUGGAGCUGCCUACAAUGCUAUUGAUGGAAACCGUGACUCCAGAUUCUCGGCUGGAUCGUGCACCCACACUAAUGAAGACAGCAACCCUUGGUGGAGAGUGGACCUGCUGGACAAAUACAUCAUCUCCUCCGUCACCGUCACCAACAGAGGAGACUGCUGUGCAGAAAGGAUCAACGGAGCACAGGUUCACAUUGGCAACUCCUUAGAAGGACAUGGGGCUCCAAACACAGUGGUUGGCACCAUUUCUGUAAUCCCUUCAGGGCAGUCAUUCACUCUGACCUUCACACCUGUGGAGGGACGUUACGUGACUGUGUUUCUACCUGGUGCAAAAAGAACCCUAACACUCUGUGAAGUUGAGGUUUACGGGUACCGAGCCAGUGAGACACCCAGCGAAACCAAAAAACCUGCCAAUUAAUUCCAGCGUUUCGACAGGAUGGAUGGUCACUGCAGUACCGUCGUUAUCCCUGGAAGACCGGAGCACCCUACCCUGUGCGAGACGGAGGUUGAUGGCUCUGCACUUGAUUUGCUUUAAAAUGUUACUUCAAUUGUAAGAACUUAACCAAUGCUGUCACAUGUAAUUAACCAAAAUAACAGAUUCAGCUACGAUCUGAUUGUUCUUAUGACUAAUAACCAAUAAAAAUGUGUGUAAAAUGUAAUUUCAUCUCACCAGAAAAACAACUGCAUAAUAACCUAAAUACCAACACCUCCAAUUCACCCCCCCCCUUUCUUUUACUGACCUAUAGUGGACAAAGUAAAAUUGGAAUUUCUCUACAAUUUCCACACUUUUAAAAGUCUUCCAGUGGGUCGGAUUAAACCCUUUGUCUGGUCAGUUCUGUUCC